GCGGUAUAAAAGAGGAGGAGGAGGCCCUGUAUGGCCGGAGGACGCGCACAGAUCACAUCCGGGGCUGGUUUGUUCGAACGGCCAACCCGGAAAAAAAAAAAAAAAAAAAAGAGGGUCACAAACAAAUUAGACUGCAUUUAUGGGCAGCACGCAUUUUUUAAAGUUUGUGUUCCGUGCCGGUAUUCCGGGUGUCAGUCUGGUGUUUGUGGCGGACACUUCACUUCGCGCUGCGGCGCAGUGACAUGUGAGAGCAGCAGCAUGCCGUACGUGGACAGGCUGAACAGAGUGUGCGGUUUCCUGGACAUCGAAGAGAAGGAGCACAGCUGUCGCUUCCAGAGACGAUACUUUAUCCUCGAUACGCAGGGAAAUGCUCUGCUAUGGUACAUGGACAACCCUCAGAAUCUGCCCAGUGGAGCCAGCUCCGUUGGCAGCCUGAGAUUAACUUACAUAUCAAAGGUUAGUGAAGCUACAGUGAAACAAAAGCCCAAAGUGGAGUUCUGCUUUGUUAUCAAUGCUGUUUCCCGACAAUAUUUCCUCCAAGCCAACGAUGAGACUGAUAUGAAAGAGUGGGUUGCUGCUCUCAACAAGGCCAGCAAGAUCACUGUUCCCAAAUCUGGAACUGCUCCUUCAAAGUCCGAUGUGACUUCAGUCAUCAGUGACACUCCAGGAGUGAAAAAGCAGCAGGCCUACAAGACUGAGAUCAUCGGCGGUGUGGUGGUGCACACUCCCAUCCUGAAUGAUGGGGAGGAGGCAGAAGGGAGAGAGAGGAAGGGUGUCAGGCCAGGUGUGCUGAGGUGUGGUUACUGCGUCAAACAGGGAAAUGUGAGGAAGAGCUGGAAGAGACGUUUUUUUACUCUGGAUGACAAUGCUGUCAGUUACUACAAGUCUGAGAUGGAUAAAGAGCCUCUCAGAGCUAUUCCAUUAAGGGACAUUCAGAGGGUCCAUGAAUGUCUCGUGAAGUCUGGGGACCUAUUGUUGAGGGACAACCUCUUCGAGAUAAUCACCAGUUCCCGAACUUUCUACAUCCAGACGGACUCUCCAGAGGAGAUGCACAGCUGGAUCAGGGACAUUGAAAUGAAGAUCGAAGACUUCAGAGGCCCCUCUAAGGGGUUUUCAUUUAGACGUGCAUCUUCACUCUAUCGAAGUCACAACUCCUCAGCAUCGCGAGGUCACCGUAGUGACCAGCGGAGGCCUGCACUGGUCAAGUCCUGUUCUGUGACACUGGGCUGGCAGCCCUGGACCCCUGUACCCUCAUGUGAGCCUUCUCUCCUGAAUGCCGAGGAGGAAGACAGUCCCUUCAGCUCCUUGCCCAUCACUGCUUCCCUCUCCUCCUCCUCCACCUCUUCCUCCUCCUCUUCCAACUCUCUCUCCACCCCAAACACGCCUGCAGCAGCUUCAGCCAGCGGUCUCGGGAUCCUGGCAGCUUCAGGAGAUGUGGCCCUUGAGCGUAGGCGGCACCGCUCCCAGCCUCAGCCCCACACGAGCAGCAGCUUGCCCUUUGGCUUGGAUGAUGACAAUCUCCGCACCACAGAUGUGUAGCAUCCUACGUGGAUAGUCACCACUUGUGCAAAAAAAAAAGUGACUGGUGAGAAUUGUAUUGUAUGAAACUGUGAAUUUGAUGCCCCGAGCAUAAAUGCUGGUCAAGAACGGGGACCAUGUUGGACUAUGAAGAGGGAUUGGAUGGAUUGUUUUUUUAUGUAACUUUUUGAAAACUUGAAUAACUUUGACCUUGUUCUUUUAGUUCAUAAGUUAAGGCACAUGCUUUAAAUCUGCACUUAAGUUUGUCACAUAUUAGCAAAGUUUUCACUUCUCUACAAGUAUUUAAAAGCAUUUUUGUCACCCCCUUAAAGUUUGGCUGUAAUUUGUAAAUUUCACAUCCUUU
Messenger RNA from Thalassophryne amazonica, 1882 nucleotides. RefSeq lists its product as uncharacterized. The transcript is spliced from 12 exons. Gene Ontology annotation, cellular component: cytoplasm; membrane. Gene Ontology annotation, molecular function: PDZ domain binding. NCBI's taxonomy places the organism in Eukaryota, Metazoa, Chordata, Actinopteri, Batrachoidiformes, Batrachoididae. The record is from RefSeq and is a predicted model, not a curated record. The coding region runs from base 31 to 1539 and encodes 502 amino acids.